CGAAUGUCAGUUAUCGAAAGUUCCGAAUAUUUUAUACGUAAGCGAAUGAACGUGUAGACUGUAGUACAAAGCGAUUGACUUUGCAAACUUAGGCCGACGGCCCAGCUCAGCCGAAUGAGCCGUAAUCUGAAUUUGGUGACGUGGCAUCUUUCUCAUCUCUUAUCCCUUUCUCUGCUCUUACUAGUUUACACUACACAAACAACAUACAACACAGGACAGGCAUCAAUGGCGUCCACGCUCAUAUCCACCCCUCUCAAACUCCACCAGCUACACUCCCACGCUUCCCUUUCAUGGCGCUGCAACAAUUUUUCAGUCGAAUCAAUCCCCUCUCACUCUCUCUCCAUCUCCCCCAAUUUCACCCCUAAAGGCAGGAGUAAAUCGGCGGUGAUAACUUGCAAUGCCCAAGCAGCGCCGGCCGCGGUGAAUCUUGCUCCGGGGACGCCGGUGAGGCCGACGAGCAUACUGGUGGUGGGUGCCACCGGCACAUUGGGCCGGCAGAUUGUGCGCAGAGCCCUAGACGAGGGGUAUGACGUCAGGUGUCUCGUCAGGCCUCGACCUGCCCCUGCUGAUUUUCUCCGCGAUUGGGGCGCUACAGUUGUCAAUGCAGACUUGAGCAAACCUGAGAGUAUACCAGCAACAUUAGUCGGCAUACACACGGUGAUUGACUGUGCCACGGGACGUCCGGAGGAGCCCAUAAAAACUGUAGAUUGGGAAGGAAAAGUUGCUCUUAUACAAUGUGCAAAGGCUAUGGGGAUCCAAAAGUUUGUCUUCUUCUCCAUCCACAAUUGUGACAAGCAUCCUGAGGUUCCGCUUAUGGAGAUUAAGUACUGCACCGAGAAGUUUAUUCGUGAUUCAGGCCUCAACCACAUAACUAUCCGACUUUGCGGCUUCAUGCAGGGCCUGAUUGGGCAGUAUGCAGUACCCAUUCUCGAAGAGAAAUCUGUUUGGGGAACUGAUGCUCCUACAAGAAUAGCAUACAUGGACACCCAGGAUAUUGCCCGAUUAACAUUUAUAGCUCUGCGCAAUGAGAAUAUCACUGGAAAACUUCUGACAUUUGCGGGUCCUCGUGCCUGGACUACCCAAGAGGUGAUAACCUUGUGUGAGAGGCUUGCUGGUCAAGAUGCAAAUGUCACCACUGUCCCUGUCUCUGUUCUGAGAUUUACUCGGCAGCUGACUCGUCUAUUCGAGUGGACCAACGAUGUUGCUGAUCGAUUGGCAUUCUCAGAGGUUCUUACAAGUGAUGUUGUUUUCUCGGCCCCAAUGGCUGAGACAUACAAUCUGCUCGGAGUGGAAGCAAAGGAUAUUAGUUCCCUAGAGAAAUAUCUGCAGGAUUAUUUCACAAACAUUUUGAAGAAGUUGAAAGACAUCAAAGCACAGUCCAAACAAACUGACAUUUACUUUUGACGACACAGUAAAUUCUCUUUCUGUUUGAUACAUAUGCUUAUGUAUAAGUUGUAUAUGAGUGCAGAAUUUCCGUGAAAGAGCGGGCUUGGGCUCAAUUUAUAGGCCCAACAAAAACCCGGGUCUGUUCGACCUGCCCAGUUGGGCAUGUGAACUGAAACGAAAUGAAAUACAAAAUGGUAUUUUUCCUUAUA
Striga asiatica is the source of this 1595-nucleotide messenger RNA. The record is from the annotation of a GenBank genome assembly. NCBI's taxonomy places the organism in Eukaryota, Viridiplantae, Streptophyta, Magnoliopsida, Lamiales, Orobanchaceae.